Molecule: messenger RNA, 1210 nt
Organism: Cercospora beticola
Lineage: Eukaryota; Fungi; Ascomycota; Dothideomycetes; Mycosphaerellales; Mycosphaerellaceae
Product: oxidase ustYa family protein
Biological process (GO): mycotoxin biosynthetic process
Source: RefSeq, a predicted model, not a curated record
CAAAUUACAGCAAAGUGUUAUACGGGUACAGGUAUAAUUGCGAAGGACCGGCUUUUGCGGAGAGUCAAUCCGAAGCCACAGAAAGCCAUCGCCUCAGCCAUAGAAGAGCGCAACGUCCCCUCCAGUUUUGGUUUUGUUUCUGCUACCCUGACCUGGUCUGCUGGACUUCACCAUGGCUCCAUCAGAUGAACAAUAUGCACCGCUUAGGCUGGAGGAUGAAUUUGAGGAUGAGAAGGAUGUUGGCAGUUCGGAAGAUGGUGGAGAGCGGUCUGCUGAGGGCUGUCGGUGGUGCAAAGGCGAGCUGAGGCAGACGAGGACUUCCAACUUCAACAAACUCCACAUUGCUCUGGCCGUUUUGAUCACGAUAGCGGUCUUCUUUCUCGGGUAUGCGACGAAUAUACUGGUGACCUCAAGGCAAGGACAGAAAGCACAAACGUACAGCACAGAAUUCAAGCCAGCGCGACCUGCAGCGGAGCUGGAGCAAGUGCGCUUCACCGGAUCGGCACAAUUCGACGAUGAAGGCGAGCCAUUCUUUGAUUAUGCCGAAGAUCAGGUGCUCUACACUGGCACUCCCACCAAGGCCAUGGAUCGCGCGUGGAACAAGCUGAUUAAGCAUCGAUACUUCCUUAUUGACGACAGUGAGGCUCGCGAAGCCUGGGGUCCAGACUAUGAGCAGUAUUACAGAUAUCCAGAUACUGAGAAGCGCAAGGGAGGUUACGUCGCCGGCCUCGACGUCCUUCACACUUUGCACUGCGUGAACAUGCUUCGUAAGGCAUUAUACAAGGAUUACUACAAGGAGCAUAACCAUGGAUCUAAGAAGUUCCAGCAAUACCACAUCGACCACUGUCUCGACAUCGUACGUCAGAACAUCCAAUGCAACAGCGACCUCACCCUCAUCCCAACACGGUGGUGGGAUGGCAUGGGAAAGAAUGGCCGGAACUUCAUCGACUCCGACCAAGUUCACACCUGCCGCAACUUCGGCAAGAUCCGCGAGUGGGCCUAUAACAAGUGGAAUCACAGCCACAGAGUCGGAAACAAACAUCUGCCUCCCGUGGACCUGCACCGACAUAUUGAGAACUCUCAACAUGUGGAAGAGGGUGAUGAUUAAGAUAAUGAUGUCUGUAAUGAAAGUUAAUAAAUGAUCCCAGUUUCAAAUGUAAGCCUACUACCAAGUGUGUGGCAACGAAGGCCAGUACGACCAGUUCAAAGC